Messenger RNA from Magnolia sinica, 2464 nucleotides. Its product is annotated as dynamin-related protein 4C-like. Bases 191 to 2209 code for a protein of 672 amino acids. Gene Ontology annotation, cellular component: cytoplasm; membrane; microtubule. NCBI's taxonomy places the organism in Eukaryota, Viridiplantae, Streptophyta, Magnoliopsida, Magnoliales, Magnoliaceae. The transcript has a single exon. The record is from RefSeq and is a predicted model, not a curated record. Gene Ontology annotation, molecular function: GTPase activity; GTP binding; microtubule binding.
UCUCUCGGUGGCCAGAUUUGGUCUAGAAAGCCCUGAAAUAGAUAACCACGAGAAACCAGUACUUCCCACUCUAGCAUCUUCCUACAAUGAUCGCAUCCGCCCCCUACUUGAUGCUGUUGAUAGUCUCCGAAACUUGAAGGUAUUCAACCUUUCAUGCACCAUCUCUUCCUUUCUCAGUUGAAAACAUAAUAUGAACUCUCUUCCUAGUUCAUCUACUUCUCUCCAAGAGAAAAUGGCUAUGAAAGAUCACCCCGAGAAACCAGUACUUCCCCCUCUGGUCUCUUCCUAUAAUGAUCGCAUCCGCCCUCUCCUUGAUGCUGUUGAUCGUCUCCGACACUUGAAUGUGAUGGAAGAAGGCAUUGAACUUCCUACCAUAGUCGUAGUUGGAGACCAAUCAAGUGGCAAAUCAAGUGUAAUCGAGUCACUUGCUGGUAUCAGCCUUCCCCGUGGACAAGGCAUCUGUACUCGUGUCCCACUCAUCAUGUGCUUGCAAAACGUCCCUACCGACAAACCACAAAUGCACCUGGAGUAUCAAGGAAAGAUAGUCCUGACAUCAGAAAAUCAAAUCUCAGAUUCUAUCAGCAUGGCCACAGAUGAGAUUGCAGGCAAUGGAAAGGGCAUCUCCAACAUUCCUCUCACUCUUGUAGUGAAGAAAAAAGGCGUUCCUGAUCUUACCAUUGUCGAUCUUCCUGGAAUAACACGUGUUCCAGUCCACGGCCAACCUGAGGAUAUCUAUGAGCAGAUAUCCAAUAUCAUUAUGGACUACAUCAAACCAAAGGAGAGCAUUAUUCUCAAUGUUUUAUCGGCAACCGUUGAUUUUCCAACAUGUGAAUCAAUUCGGAUGUCUCAACAUGUUGAUAAGACUGGGGAGCGAACAUUGGCUGUUGUUACAAAAGCUGAUAAGGCUCCUGAAGGUUUGCUAGAGAAGGUAACUGCUGAUGAUGUGAACAUUGGCCUUGGUUAUGUUUGCGUGAGGAAUCGAAUUGGAGAUGAAACUUAUGAAGAAGCAAGGAUCGAGGAGGCAACAUUAUUCAAAUCUCAUCCUCUUCUCUCCAAAAUUGAUAAAUCGAUUGUUGGAAUACCAGUUCUUGCUCAAAAGCUGUUUCAGAUUCAAGCAAAUAGCCUAUCCCAAUGCUUACCAGAUAUCGUUAAGAAAAUCAAUGACAAGCUCAACAAGCAUGUCACUGAUUUGAAUAACAUGCCGCAGAAUCUUACAAAUGUUGCUGAGGCAACGCAAGCUUUCAUGCGCGUUGUUGGUGCUGCGAAAGAAUCACUUAAGAAGGUGCUUUUACGUGUUGAAUUUGAAGAUUUCCCCGACGAUGUGAAAAUGCAUUGCACUGCUCGGAUGGCGGAAAUGCUGGAUGGGUUCUAUAAAGACUUACAAUCUAAGUCUUCUGAUAAUUAUUCGACAUCAUCCUGUGCUUUCUUAAUGUUGGAAAUUGGGGUUUUGGAGGAGUCGAAAUGGAUUGGGCUUCCUAAUUUCCUUCAGCGGACAGCUUUCGUCGCAUUAUUGCAACGGAAGGUGAAUCGAAUUGCCCUUGGUCCAUUGGAUUUUAUUCAAAGUAUCUUAACCUACAUCGAGGAAGUUGUCAUUCGCAUCGUUUCAGAGCACUCGGAGGAGUACCCGCAGCUGCAGUCAAUGACCAAAAGGGCAGUCCAUAAUCUAAUUGACAAGAUGAGGGAUAGGUCCGUUAAGCAUGUUAAGGAGAUUAUUGAAAUGGAGAAGAUUGCUGAUUACACCUCAAACUCUGAUUAUGUGAAGACAUGGAGCAGUUUAAUGGAGAAUCGAAAGACAUUUAUUGAGGUAAUACAGGACCCUAAUAUGGGGACAAAAAUCAUGUUUCAGGACUUCGGUGAAGUUGAGGUUGGCCAUUUGAGGCAACACUCACUGUCGAUGCUUGAGCAAGCAUUCGACAUGAAAAUGAGAUUGACUGCAUAUUGGAGGCUUGUGUUGCUGAGGUUGGUAGACAGUUUGGCUCUUCGUCUUCUCUUUAGUGUUAAGAAAUUGGUUGAAAGGGAAAUGGAAGAGGAGAUUGUUAAUGAAUUGAUGGGGUCACACACUUGUGGGAUCGAAAGGAUGUUGGAAGAAUUGCCAUCUACUACUCAGAAAUGUGAGCGGCUGAACAAGGGCAUUAAGUUGCUUAGGGAUUCAAAGGAUGUUGUUACGAAGAUAAUGGAUGGCAUUGCAGCAAGGCACAUUUCUGAUUAGGGUUUCUGUUUGGUAGUUUUGAUUUUCUUCUUUGUUAGGGUUUUAUCUUUCUUGUUCUGUUUUGCUCGUUUCCAUGGCAUGCUGGCCAUGUGAACUUCGUUUAUUAUAGCAUGUUAUGCGUUUUGGUUUUAGUAAUAUGAAGUUAGUAUGUUUCUUACAUUACCGUGUUGGAUUCUCUUUUCCCUCAUUGACUGUUAAUCGUUAGGAUCAUAUUGAAUGCAUUAUAAAGAAUAAGAAAGAUGAUCAUCUACCCCA